UAUCAAAUUUGCGUUUUUCCCCUCGUUUUCAGUCAGCUAAUACAUGACAACAUGGCACACAGGAAAGAAGUGUUUCAGUCAAAGGUAUUCCAGAGGCUUUACCCUGCAGCUCCCAAAUUGGAGAAGGACCCCAGCCCACCACGCAUUGUUGAGGCCUUAGCCAAAAAAACCCAUGUGAAAAGAAAAGCUUCUCAAGGGGACACAGCUAACAGAGAUGCAGGGAUGACACAGAGUGACUCCAAUCCCAGCAGGCGCAUGUACACAGUCCUACCCCCUCCCGCAGACUACAAGACAGAUGCAGAGAAAUCCGUCACGCUCCCCCAGCUAGAAAACAUAAAUAGUGCAGAGAACCCAGCUGAGGAGAUCAACCAUGAGAGCAACGAAGACCUCGACCAAGAUAAAGCAGAAGAGGAACAGAAAAGAAGGAGAAGAAGAAGGAAGAGGAAACCAACCUCUCUUGAAAACUCAGGGAAAGAUGGAGCAGCUCAGAUAAGUAAGACCUGCACAGGUGAGGGUCAGACUUCUGUGGAUGAGGGAGCAGAGCGCAUUAGCAGGAACAAAAAGAGAAAGCUAAAGAAGAAACGGCACAAAGAGAAGCUGCUCUCCCUGGGUCUAAUGCCCCGGGCCUCUGCUCUGGAGUUCACAUACCAAAAAGAUGGAGAGGAGGAGGAGGAGGACGACGACGACGACGACGACGAGGGAAGAGCUGCUGAGGUGUCAGACUUCCUUAGGACAACAUUGGAAAUCUAUAUGUCUGACUCCUUGUUACAUGAAAAGAAGCUCCUUCUCCAGUCUGGGAUGGUGGACGACCUUCUGAGCAGCAUAACCAGCGGAAACAAGCCAGACUCUCUCCUAAAGCAGCUCUACAGCCUCAAGGCCUUUGUUAAAAAGAAAGAGACUGACAGACUAGCAAAGGCACUGGAAGAGCUCCACAACAACUCCUCCCUGUCUGCAGAGGAAACCACUGCAGUUGUUUCACUGUUCCAAUACUGGAUCACAGACAUUCUUCCCAUGCAGGGAAACAAGAAGACAGAAGAGUUUUCUACAACACACCCAUGAGACUGUCAGUCACACAGAAACAGAGACUCUACUGAAGGAUUAUUUCCACUGUGUUUCAUCAUUUUAGACAAGAAUAUUCUUGAAUUUUUUUUCCCCCUCAUGUACUGUAUUUC
Scomber japonicus (chub mackerel) is the source of this 1172-nucleotide messenger RNA. Its product is annotated as glutamate-rich protein 1. The transcript has 6 exons. NCBI's taxonomy places the organism in Eukaryota, Metazoa, Chordata, Actinopteri, Scombriformes, Scombridae. The record is from RefSeq and is a predicted model, not a curated record. The coding region runs from base 52 to 1059 and encodes 335 amino acids.